CGUUACGCCCUGUCGCACUCCAUGAAAAGUCACCGCCAUAUGCAUUCCUUUAAAAAACAUAAAAGCCGAAGACACAUGGAAAUGAUCGCUACCUUCAAGAACCAUUGUAGAGCCUCCGAAGAGGAGAACUUCAAUUGAAGACAACUCAUAAGGAGUGCAAUUGGCGUUUUGCUUCCUGCUGUAGAUUUGGGAUUGUCGUAUUAGGUGAUCAGUAAGAUGCUGGAACCAGUUCAAUUUUGUGUCGGCACUUCGUCUCUAGUAGUACCAGGGCCAGUUGGAUAUAGAAGUCAGGGUGAAGUGCAGGUCAAUAAUGCUCGACCUAACAUACUUCAGAUGCAGCCCUUACCAUAUAACAUUAGAAAAGGAGAACUUCAGACUGCUAAUUUUCGAAGCCGUUCAUCUCGUGUUAAAUGUUCUGCUGUUUUGGAUGCUAGAUGUGCUGCUGCUAGUGCAACACAAACCUUGGUACGUCGUUCUCGAACAACUACUAUUUCUCCUGAGAAAGUGAAGUCCCCUAAACUUGAUGACAAUGGCCCGGGGUUGCCCCCUCGAGAUAAUGAUGGAAACGGUGGUAAUGGAGGUGGAGGUGGUGGUAAGUUUUCCGGUGGACUUAUUCUUUUGGGUAUUCUUGGGAUCCUGGACAUUCUAAAGGAUAUAGAGUGUGAAUGGCUCCGCAACCGUAAGCAUAGGAGAUUUCUUCAAGCAUGAAAAGUUACUUGUCAUGCAUUGCUGUCGAUUCUUCUUACAUGCUUGACAUAGAAACUUGGAUUGUUACUCUCAAGUUACAGUUCUCGAGUUUUUCCAUCGUCUAUUGAGACAUGAAUUGAUCUCAGUUAGAAAAACUUAGAUAGUUAUGGUGCUCCAUAGAAAUUAAUUCCUAUAUUGGUACACGUGUUGACUAUAUAAGACAAGUUUGAUCCAUUAUCUGGACCCUAACCAAUUCAAAUUUUCGGAUAAAACUAUUAUUUUUUCGGUGUCCA
Arachis ipaensis is the source of this 980-nucleotide messenger RNA. RefSeq lists its product as uncharacterized. NCBI's taxonomy places the organism in Eukaryota, Viridiplantae, Streptophyta, Magnoliopsida, Fabales, Fabaceae. Gene Ontology annotation, cellular component: chloroplast. Gene Ontology annotation, biological process: thylakoid membrane organization; chloroplast organization. The record is from RefSeq and is a predicted model, not a curated record.